UGUAUGUGUGAGUCCGCUCAGUCCACCAAGGUUAGGUUGGGCACUUAUGUGUGUUAAGAGUCAGCAGACAAAUGAUUACAUUCUAGAGACCAUCUUCUUCUCCAACAGAAAAAAGUGAACAAAAGGACAAGAGACAUAGCCAUUACCCAUAUUAUGUGUCCCACGUCUCAGAAAAUUCCCACAUCCCUUUUAAACCAAACGAAGAGGCAUCAAUGGCGGAGAAUUUCCACGACUUGUCUCUAUCCAUCUGUCUUUUCUCCAUUCCUUCUUCUUCUUCUUCUGCAAACCCAUUAACAACCCAAUUGAAAAUUUAUGGUUGAAAAAGGAAAUUAUAUCAUAUUAUUUGUAAUCUCUGGGGUAGUAGAUUAGAUAAAAAAGAAGUGGAGGUGGAACUGAAAAGGAGAAGACAUAGAAAAGCACUUCCUCCUCCUAGUCCAUAUCACAUUCAUAUUUUUCAUACAUCCACAUUCACCUCACCCGCUGUAAAGUGUCACGUUGACUCCACCAUUAUUGUACUCACCCAUCAAUAUCUCCAUUGCUAGUGUUUGUUUUCAACCAGUUUUCUAGGCUUCCUGUAUGUAUGUAUGUAUGCAUGCAUUCGUUCAUUUACCUGUGUCAUGAGCUUCUCUUGAAUUGGGUUUAAUUAGUUUAUCAAACCUUAUUCUGCCCUUCUAGCUACAUUCUUGAGGGAAUGGCCAAACAGAGAUUUCUUCUUUCGCUAGUCUUCUUUUCACUGUUCAUGUUUACUGAUUCACUAAAUGAAGAAGGAAACGUUCUCUUAGAAUUCAAAAGCUCUCUUUUUGAUCCCUAUAACAAUCUCCAAACUUGGACCUCAUCAGAUAAGAUUCCAUGCUAUUGGAGAGGCAUAACAUGUGACAAUAAUUUCAAGGUCAUCUCCGUAGAUCUCUAUGGCCUUAAUUUGUCAGGUAAUCUACCUCCUUCCAUCUGUGAUCUUCCUUACUUGACUAACCUGAACAUAUCAACCAACUUCAUCUCUGGCCCUAUCCCGGAUUCCCUCUCUCGUUGUCACCGGCUAGAGGUUCUCGACCUUUGCACUAACAGAAUCCUUGGUGAUUUUUCAACCGGGAUAUGCCAAAUUGGCUCGCUCAAAAAGCUUUACCUCUGUGAAAAUUAUGUAAAUGGCGAAAUUCCAGAGGAGAUAGGACAUUUAACUUUGUUAGAGGAGCUUGUCAUUUACAGUAACAAUCUCUCAGGAAUGAUGCCCUUAUCACUUGGCAAGUUAAAAAGGCUGAGAGUUAUAAGGGCCGGGUUGAACAAACUUUCCGGUUCCAUUCCUGAAGAAAUCAGCGAAUGCCAAAACUUAGAGGUGCUUGGAUUGGCUCAGAACAAGUUAGAAGGUUCCAUACCCGUAAAGCUUCAGAAACUACGAAAUCUAACCAACUUGGUACUUUGGCAAAAUUCUUUAUCUGGAGUGAUUCCUCCCGAGAUUGGCAACUUCAGUAGCUUGGAAUUGCUCGCUUUACACGAGAAUUCUUUCAGUGGGAGCCUACCCAAAGAGCUUGGGAAACUAACCAAUCUGAAAAGGUUGUAUAUUUAUACUAACAAACUGACCGGACCCAUUCCAAGUCAGAUAGGUGAUUGUGUAAGUGCAGUUGAAAUUGAUCUCUCAGAAAAUAGAUUGAGCGGCUUCAUCCCAAAAGAAUUGGGUCAAAUUCCUAACCUCCGUUUGAUUCAUCUCUUCGAAAACAUCUUAGAAGGAAGUAUACCCGAAGAACUUGUGAAUCUGAAGCAGCUGAACAACUUAGACCUGUCCAUUAACAAUUUAACUGGCAAAAUCCCUUUGGGGUUUCAGAAUCUGAAGUUAUUGACGGAUUUACAACUUUUUGACAACAGUCUUGAAGGGACUAUCCCUCCUUUAAUCGGUGCCAACACCAACCUCUCUAUUCUCGACCUGUCGUCAAAUAACUUAGUGGGUGCAAUCCCUCCUAGUCUUUGCAACUGCCAGUCUUUGAAGUUUCUAAGCCUUGGUUCAAACAGGUUAUCUGGAAACAUUCCUCAUGGUCUGAAACAAUGCAAGCCCUUAGUGCAGCUAAUGUUGGGUGAUAAUAAGCUAACAGGAAGCCUCCCUGUUGAAUUUUCUGAUCUUCGCAAUCUUUCAGCUCUUGAUCUUCGUCAAAAUCGAUUUUGGGGGACGAUACCUCAUGCAAUUGGACAGCUUGGAAAUAUAGAGAGGCUUUUGUUGUCUCAUAACUACCUUGUGGGUUCUAUCCCGCCUGAGAUUGGGAAACUCCAACAGCUGGUUGCUUUUAACGUUUCCUCCAACCGACUAUCGGGUGGUGUUCCUCGUGAACUGGGUAACUGUUCGAAACUCCAACGGCUUGAUCUCAGCAACAACAGGUUCACUGGAAAAUUUCCAGACCAGAUCGGUACUUUGGUUAAUUUGGAAUUGCUAAAAUUAUCUGAUAAUAGAUUGGUUGGACCAAUUCCUGGUAGUUUAGGUGAUUUGGUCAGGCUUACUGAAUUGCAGAUGGGAGGAAACCUUUUCUCAGGUGAUAUACCUUUUGAGCUUGGUCAUCUCAUCUUUCUACAGAUUUCACUCAAUCUUAGCCAUAAUUCUCUUUCUGGAACAAUCCCAAACAAUCUGGGGAAUUUGCAAAUGCUUGAAUCUCUCUAUUUGAACGAUAACCAGCUUUCGGGUGAGAUCCCACCGUCCAUUGGUGGGUUGAUGAGUCUUACUGUUUGCAACCUUUCCAACAAUAACCUGGAGGGAACCAUUCCAAACACGUUAGUCUUUCGGAGGAUGGAUCCUAGCAAUUUCGUUGGCAAUGAUGGGUUAUGUGGAAUGGGUUCAAAUUCAAACCGUUGUCAUUCGUCUUCUUCAGUCUCUUCGGUUAAUACAAAAUCAAGCUGGUUGAAAGGCGGACCUCCAAGGGAGAAAAUAGUGGUGGCUAUCUCUGUAAUCGUUGCUUCUAUCUCACUGGCUAUUAUGGUAAGUCUUUGUUGGUUAAUGAAAGUGCGUUAUCCUGUUUUUACUCAACUGGAAGAAGAAGAAGAUGAAGAAGAAGCUAAGCGUAAUGUUCUUGAUUAUUAUUACUUUCCCAAAGAAGGUUUCGUUUAUCAGGACCUUGUCGAAGCAACCGAGAAUUUUUCAGAUCAAGCGAUUUUGGGUCGGGGAGCUUGUGGGACUGUCUACAAGGCGGUUAUGGGGGAUGGGAAGGUAAUUGCAGUUAAAAAACUGAAAUCUCAAGGAGAAGGCGCUAGUACAGAUAGAAGCUUCCAAGCUGAGAUAUCUACACUUGGAAAGAUCAGACAUCGAAACAUCGUAAAACUUUACGGGUUUUGUUAUCAUCAGGACUCAAAUAUCCUCUUGUACGAAUACAUGUCAAAUGGGAGCCUCGGAGAACAACUUCACAGAAAGGAAACGGUUUUACGAGACUGGGAUGUUCGGUAUAGGAUUGCGCUUGGAGCGGCUGAGGGGUUGUGUUAUCUGCAUUACGAUUGCAAGCCGCGAAUUGUUCAUCGCGAUAUCAAAUCGAAUAAUAUCUUGUUGGAUGAAACUCUUAACGCCCAUGUAGGUGAUUUUGGAUUGGCAAAACUCAUUGAUUUCCCUUACUCUAAAUCAAUGUCUGCUGUUGCCGGUUCAUAUGGUUACAUCGCGCCUGAAUAUGCUUAUACAAUGAAAGUGACAGAGAAAUGCGAUAUUUAUAGUUUUGGAGUUGUUUUACUCGAACUGAUAACUGGGAAAACUCCAGUUCAGCCCUUAAAUGAAGGAGGUGACCUUGUUAACUGGGUGCGAAGAUCGAUUAACAAUGGAGUUCAAGCAUCGGAGAUAUACGAUAAAAGGAUGGGCAACGUAAUUGGAAGAAAUAACAUGGAGGAGAUAUCUCUUGUUCUAAAGAUUGCAUUGUUCUGCACAAGUUCUUCACCGCUUAACAGACCAACCAUGAAAGAAGUCAUAGCCAUGAUGAUAGAGGCCAGGGAGACUGCAGGCAAUGCACCGUUGUUAUCGUCUCCUACCUCGGAAACUCCUCUAAACGAAGAUGAUUCUUGCAAAGUUCCCACUGAAACAUGAGAUCCAGUUUACACGACCAUUGAGUUAUGAGGUUAGAUUUUAGUACAAUAACUGUUUCAUUCAAGAAUGUGAACUGAAAUCAAACUAUGUAUUGAUAUGAUUUAUAUAAUUUCCCAUAUACACCA
Impatiens glandulifera is the source of this 4158-nucleotide messenger RNA. Its product is annotated as leucine-rich repeat receptor-like serine/threonine-protein kinase At1g17230. The transcript has 3 exons. Gene Ontology annotation, molecular function: protein kinase activity; protein binding; ATP binding. Lineage: Eukaryota; Viridiplantae; Streptophyta; Magnoliopsida; Ericales; Balsaminaceae. The record is from RefSeq and is a predicted model, not a curated record. Gene Ontology annotation, biological process: protein phosphorylation. The coding region runs from base 692 to 4033 and encodes 1113 amino acids.